UUCGAUAUUCUAGGUCGAUGACAUGAUAGUCGAGUCGUCUUUCUAACCUGACUAUGGGACAGGCAUUCGUCAAGAACUGGUCAUGACCGCGGAUAGUGGGUCGUUCUCCACAGCGUCAGGUAACUCUUGUGGAGCCUGGGUGAGACAAGCAAAUGACCGUGGGCAUUGGAAGUACUUGUUUGACAUGCUCUAGACUGAUCGACAUGUCAUUAUCAGUAAUUUGAUUCGUGGUAUAUAAGGCGCAAAGUCAACGGUACAGCUUUCUCUCAUAGCGUCUUGCAAGUCAUUCACUUACAUUCCUUUCGACACUUCUAUUCGUUCCAACUCGCUUCAUCGACUGAAGUCAUUCUUCCACACUCUUCAUUGAAUUCGAAGCUUAAGUUAUCCUUCACUACCACGAUUCCUGCUAAGUAUCGAAUCCGUUGGCAAUGUCUUCUUCAAAGAUUCAAGUUGCCGCUCUUGUUGGAGCAUUGGCAUCCUCUGUGUCAGCCCAUGGCCACUUAAACGCCAUUACGGUUGAUGGUACUCCUUACACGGCUUACGACCCGAGCUUCCAAUACCAGAGCCCUGCGCCGGAGGUCAUCGAAUGGUCCUGCCCUGAGUGCCUGGACAAUGGGUUCGUUGAGCCUUCUAUGUAUGGCGACGCUACCAAGAUUGCUUGCCACAAAGACGCCACCGCCGGAGGAAAGGUUGCCUCCGUCAAGGCAGGCAGCAAGAUCGACAUACAGUGGACCACCUGGCCAGAAUCGCACAAGGGUCCCGUCCUUGACUAUCUCGCCAAGGUCGACGAUGCAACCUCCGCCAAGUCCACCGACCUGCAGUUCUUCAAGAUCGACGAAGCCGGUUACGAAAGCGACCAGUGGGCUACUGACAAGCUCAUCGCAAAUAAUCAGACCUGGACUGUCACGAUCCCUUCUGACAUUGCGGAUGGCCAGUACGUUCUGCGCCACGAAAUAAUCGCUCUGCAUUCGGCAGGGCAAGAGAACGGCGCCCAAAACUAUCCCAAGUGCAUCAACAUCGAGGUCACUGGUGGAGGCUCCACUAGCCCGACUGCCACGGCUGCCAACAAGUUGUACACCGAGGAUGACGCAGGCAUCAAGGUCAACAUCUACAGCGAUGCUUCCAGCUACAAGAUUCCAGGCCCAGCCGUGUACUCUGCCUCUGCAAAGAGGUUCGUUUCUUUCGUCAGGAAGAGCAUCUUCGGCCUCGGCCGUGAGCACCCGCGCGAGUUCUAGAUGUCGUGACUUCGAUUGGCUGGCUAGUGGCGGGUUCGAUGGUCUGUGAUAGUUGGAGAGUUGUUUUCACUUCUAUUGUAUAUACUAUUCAUGAGAAUCUGCAUGACUGCGACAUUGUCGACCUCGCUAGAAUAU
Messenger RNA from Paraphaeosphaeria sporulosa, 1370 nucleotides. RefSeq names its product glycoside hydrolase. Bases 429 to 1235 code for a protein of 268 amino acids. NCBI's taxonomy places the organism in Eukaryota, Fungi, Ascomycota, Dothideomycetes, Pleosporales, Didymosphaeriaceae. The record is from RefSeq and is a predicted model, not a curated record. The transcript has a single exon.